AUGGCGUUAGAUUUUUCGGAAAAUAUAAAAAAGGAAGUAUAUCAAAAACUUAUUUCGUUAAAAUUAGAUAUAGCAACUAGAUAUGAUAGGUCCAUAUUGGGAAUCAAUAUUCAAUUUAUAAAUAACGGAAAAAUAAAAUUAAGGACUCUAUGCAUGAAAGUGAUUAAAGAACGACACACAUCAGAAUAUCUUAAAAAAAUUAUUCUAGAUGUUCUAAAAGAAUAUGAAAUAAAAAUUGAGCAGAUUUACACAAUAACCACCGAUAAUGCAGCAAAUAUGAUUAAGUUAAUUAAGCUAUUAAUACUACACGAUGAAGAAGAUGAUGACCUUAACGAUUAUUUAAUUAAUGAUGAUUUAAAUAAUAAUGAUAUAGAUAAUGAUGAUUUAAAUAAUAAUGAUAUAAUUCAUGAUGUAAAUAAAGAACCUUUUAAUAUUGAAAAUAUUAAUCUUGCAUCAAAUGCCAGAUCCAUAUUAAUAGAUUGUUGCACAAGAUGGAACUCUAUCUAUUUAAUGUUGGAGAGAUUACUAGAGUUAAAAAGCUUUUGCCAAGAAAUAUCGCUCCAAAGCGAUCGCGAAAAAUGUUUAUCAGAGAAUGAAUGGAAAAUAAUUAGUGACAUAUUAAAAGCUUUAUAUCAAGCUUAUGUUUUGACAAAAUAUUUACAAAGUGAACAAUUGACAAUGGGCGAUUUUUAUGCUGCGUGGAUCAAAUGUCUCAUGCAAACGAGUAAAGUAGACACUCCAUUUGCCAGACUUUUAGUUUCUACGAUGAAAGCACGAGAAAUAAAUUUCAAAAUGAAUGAAGGUCACGGUCCGGUCUUUGGUCCGGACUGGACCGAUACCCUCGGACCGGACCGGACCACGGUCCUUAAGAAAAAGAUCGAUCCAGGCCGUGGUCCUAAAUAA
This is a messenger RNA of Gordionus sp. m RMFG-2023, 903 nucleotides long. RefSeq lists its product as uncharacterized. Bases 1 to 903 code for a protein of 300 amino acids. The record is from RefSeq and is a predicted model, not a curated record. The transcript has 3 exons. NCBI's taxonomy places the organism in Eukaryota, Metazoa, Nematomorpha, Gordioida, Chordodea, Parachordodidae.